AUGACAUCGUUGUUCAAAAAGUUGACGCGCUCGCCGGCGCCCGUCAGAACACCGAAAGCGACGACACCGUCAUCGGAAAAAACGGCGCCAAAAGGCAAAGAGCCGAAAUUGAGCUAUGAUGAGCGAAUGAUGAAAAAAUACAAUUUGACGAAGCAACAAUUGAAACAAGCCAAAAAAGAGGCGCAUCAGCAAAAAGAGAAUUGGAUAAAAUAUAAGAAAGAGCAAGUUUUGGACAUUUUUGGCUCGAAAAACAAAUAUGUCUCGAAAUCGGCGAGCUCCGAUUUGAUGCAUCCAAGCAAAUAUCGAGCAGUGGCCACCGUCGUCGGCAAAGAUGGCAAAGAAAUUGCGGUGGAGUUUGGAAAACGGCUCGAAAUUCUUCUCGACACGUUUCGGCCGAACAACAAAUUUGCGGUCAUCCGAUCACAGGUGCACAUUGAAAAAUCGCUGGCGUCGAUGGCGAAUCGAUUCAAAGCUCGCCACAAAAUCAAAUUGAAUCUGAAUCAGAGUAAAGACAAGAAGCAGAAGUAUGAUCAGAUGAAGGGCAACGUUGAGCCGACGAGCACAACUGUUGGCCAAAUGAGCUCCGUGCAGAAUUCGAAUCGAUCGGAUACCGACGUGUCUGGAAAAGACGAUCCGGAAUUCAACACGACUGACACUGAGCAGAAAUUGUUCUUAAAAGAUUGGUAUAAUAAAUCAUCAUCGAGGAGCUUGGUAAAAGCUGGAGCUAACAAAAAAGGACUUGGCCAGACAUUUUGGAUGGCAGAUGAAGACGAAGAUAAUUCGCAAGCAACUGAUAUUGAAGACGAGGACGAAAAGAAAUAUUCUGUAACUUCCGACGUUCUUUUAGAUGUUCUUGAAAACAAACGCGAAGUGAAGCCUGUGAACUUCCCAGUCCCCAAGGAAGACGACGUCUAUAGAAAUCUUGAAUCGAUCGUGAGAGACAUGAAAAAAAGCUCUAAAAAGGAGGUUGUCUUCGCUAAUACAGUAAAAGGAACCAUUGAAUUCGAUGCGAAACAAAACACAUCGAAAUCUGCGCCGAAGGAGUCGACGGAUAAAAUUGAGUGGUAUUCGAAGACUGAAACGCAUGUGUUCCAGGGUCCCUAUAUGAAACGACCCAAUAAAGCGAAAACUGGUUAUACGAAGAAGGUUGAACCGCUCGAAGAUAUUGUUCGUGUUGAAGAAUAA
This is a messenger RNA of Caenorhabditis bovis, 1185 nucleotides long. The record is from the annotation of a GenBank genome assembly. Lineage: Eukaryota; Metazoa; Nematoda; Chromadorea; Rhabditida; Rhabditidae.